UUCCUUUCGGUUUCCCAUUGCCAGAUAUCUACAUUAGAAUAAUAAUUUUUUCAAUUACUUUGGAUCUUCUUUCUCUUCAUCCUCUUUCAGAUAUUAAGGCCGUAAUAUUAGAAUUCUUGUUUUCCCGGAAAAUUUUUUUAACCGGGGAUAGUCAGCUGCGCCAUGUCAACCAUCUCCAUUUACAGAACUGAAUUCUUGACUUUUUGUAGCAAUGGAUCGAGACCCCGCCACAAAUUUCAAAGAACUUCCCUCUCUCCGACAAUGAAAAUGGAUUCUAAAUCAUUUGAAAGUGAGAAAAAGGAAGAACUCUCGGUACAGCGUCAAACGCCGUCCAUUCCUCAGCUCGAUUCCUCAGGACCAUCUAAUCUUGGGUUUGACCGGCUGCAACCAUCGGAUCAGGAGCUAUAUCAGGAUAAAAGACUAGAAUUUGGAAAAUUCGUGGCGAGAGAGGCCUUCCUUGAUGAAGAAUUCUGGACAGCGGCAUGGCUGAGAGCAGAAAGUCACUGGGAGGAUCGACCAGGUGAAAGAUAUGUCGAUAACUUCAAAAGGAAAUUUGCUGAGCAGGAAUUCAAUGCUAUAAAAAGGCGAUGCAGGGGGCAACAUGGGCAGACACAUACAUGUAUUGUCACGGUUAAGAAGGAGGAAAGGAAUGUCAAACGCACAGUGCUGAAAAGUGUAGUUGGAACCCUUGAUUUCAGCAUUCGGUAUUUGUUGCAUGGAGAGUCUUUUCCUGGGGAACGUACAAGGCCCCUCUUCUGCAGCAUCAACAGAACACACCUGAAUAAAUAUGCUUAUGUUUCCAACUUAUGUGUAGCCAAAUCAGCCCGUCGAAAGGGCAUUGCUAGCAAUAUGUUGUAUUUUGUUAUUGAAUCAGCCAGAUCAAGUGGUGUUGAAAUGGUAUAUGUGCAUGUGCAUAGACACAAUGGACCUGCACUGGAACUGUACGAAAAGAUUGGUUUUGAGAUAGUUCAAAUGGCAAGCUCUCAGUUGUUAGAACAGCAGAUGUACUUACUUUGUUUCAAGACAUAAUAUUCUGUUGAACACCAAUUCAGGAUUUCUUUUUUUCUCUUUUUGAAUGAAAAAAAUGAAAACCUUACAUACAGCUUGACCAACGAUGGGAAAGGAUUAACCCAAGAAAACCUUACAUACAGCUUCACCUGGCAUUACCGCUCAGGGGACUUUAUCACCUUUUUUUUUUUUCUGAAAGAUGGGGACUUUAUCACUUGUGUAUGUAAUAUUUCCAUGAUCAGGAAAUUGUAAAUGCAGUGAAUUUCUUGUA
Theobroma umbraticum is the source of this 1279-nucleotide messenger RNA. Its product is annotated as Acyl-CoA N-acyltransferases (NAT) superfamily protein. Gene Ontology annotation, molecular function: acyltransferase activity, transferring groups other than amino-acyl groups. The record is from RefSeq and is a predicted model, not a curated record. NCBI's taxonomy places the organism in Eukaryota, Viridiplantae, Streptophyta, Magnoliopsida, Malvales, Malvaceae.